This is a messenger RNA of Macadamia integrifolia, 1126 nucleotides long. RefSeq names its product xyloglucan endotransglucosylase/hydrolase 2-like. NCBI's taxonomy places the organism in Eukaryota, Viridiplantae, Streptophyta, Magnoliopsida, Proteales, Proteaceae. Gene Ontology annotation, molecular function: hydrolase activity, hydrolyzing O-glycosyl compounds; xyloglucan:xyloglucosyl transferase activity. The record is from RefSeq and is a predicted model, not a curated record. Gene Ontology annotation, cellular component: cell wall; apoplast. The transcript is spliced from 3 exons. Gene Ontology annotation, biological process: cell wall biogenesis; xyloglucan metabolic process. Bases 101 to 979 code for a protein of 292 amino acids.
UUCUUCAUUGCUCACUUGAAGCAUCUCUCUCUCUCUCUCUCUCUCUCUCUCUCUAUCCUUCUCUUUGCUGUUUUAAUCUUUAUUAACCAAGUUGAUUAAAAUGUCAAUUAGCUCUUCUUUUAGGGUAUUAGCCCUUUUGUUGUUUGCUCUAGUGGGAAGCUCUUUAAGGGUUGCUUUUGCUGGUAAUUUCUACCAAGAUUUUGACCUCACAUGGGGUGGAUAUCGAGGUAAGAUGCUUAAUGGAGGGCAACUUCUCACCUUGUCUUUGGACAAAACCUCUGGGUCUGGCUUCCAAUCCAAGCAAGAGUAUCUCUUGGGGAGAAUUGAUAUGCAGCUCAAGCUUGUUGCAGGCAACUCAGCUGGCACUGUAACUGCAUACUAUUUAUCUUCUCAAGGGCCAACCCAUGAUGAGAUUGAUUUCGAGUUCUUGGGAAACCUUAGUGGAAACCCUUAUAUCCUACACACCAAUGUAUUCACCCAAGGGAAAGGGAACAGAGAGCAGCAGUUCUAUCUCUGGUUCGACCCUACAAGGAACUUUCACACAUACUCUAUUGUCUGGAACUCACAAAGGAUCAUCUUUUCAGUGGAUAACAUCCCUAUCAGAGUAUUCAACAACCAUGAGGCAAUUGGCAUUCCAUUCCCAAGGAAGCAGCCCAUGAGGAUCUACUCCAGCCUCUGGAAUGCUGAUGACUGGGCCACAAGAGGUGGGCUUGUGAAAACAGAUUGGACCAAAGCACCUUUCACUGCAUACUACAGGAACUUCAAUGCCAAUGCCUGUAUCUGGUCUUCUGGAACUUCACACUGUGGUUCAAGGUCUUCUUUUUCUAAUGAAGCAUGGCAGACACAAGGGGUUGAUGCCACUGACCGAAGGAAACUCAGGUGGGUACAGAAAUAUUACAUGAUUUACAACUAUUGCACCGAUUUGAAGCGAUUCCCUCAAGGUGUUCCUCUUGAGUGUAAACGUUCAAGGUUCCUUUAGAAAUAGGCUUUAGUUGUUGUGUCAAUUAUGUGAAUUAGUUUGUGAUUUAUCCAUUGCUGGUCAGUCAUUAGUGCUGAUUUCUUUCAAUGUAUUCGAGUUUUCGUACUCAUUUGGAAAAAAAAAAAAAAAAGAUUUUUUAAUCAUAAA